AUGGAAUACAAAGAGGCCAUACACGGCAUCCUAAAGGAAUUGAAACAUCUUCAAGAGUAUGAUGUUGGCAACCCUGCCGAGUAUGAAAACAUGGCAAAGUCGGCCAUCAACCGCUUGAAAAAGUUUUUGGCGCUAGAUGGAGAGGAUCAGAUCUUGAGCUUAUGGACGAAUAUUGAAACAAUUGGUUAUCAUAGUGUAACUUAUCGCGGUACAGCAACAUCCCAUGAAAUUGAUUUUUCCAACGUUUCUAACCACCUUAAGUCUGGCAGCGACAAUGAAUACUUUCUCCGAGAGGUACUCAAAAUGCUUUCAGACCCUGCCAAUCCUUUAAGAAUAAAAUCAGCCUAUCAAUCGAUAGUAGAGAAGUUAGCCACAUUCUUGCGCUUUGUGGUUAGUGCGAGGAGUGAUGCAGAACAUAAACUCAAAGACUAUAUUUGCUCUUGUCUUUUAUACGAUAUGAACUUUUACAAGGAUCUCAUUAACGAGGACAAUUUGGAAGGCACUCAGAUGCUAGCGGAUAUUGUGGAAUCACAUGCUAAUGAUGAUGAAAAUGAUUCAGUAUUUAGCACUAACAAAUUUACCGACAUCUACCACACACUUCAACUUGGCUCAAACAGCCCGUCAUUUUUGGCAAUAUAUCGUCUUCUAUUACCAAUUUUAGUAACACGUCCGACGGUGAGUGUAUGGAAAGUCUCCUGCUCAAUAGUAGAUGUGUUUAAGAAGCAUCAGCAUGUGAGUUACUUUGAGAGUAGUGAUAAAGAGAUAGACAUAUCGUCUUUACUUCCAAACACGCACCAGGAACUAAAUCGUAAAUACAUCCUGGAUUCAGUGGACAAUCAACGUGGUACAGAUGAAAAUGCACCUACCGACCCAAUUGCAGUAUUCCCAGACCUCGUUCGAGUUAUUGUCGACCUCAAGGAUUUGAACAAAGACGUUAAUCCUGAAUUUCCCCGCCUUUUUAAACAUUAUCUUGAGUUUUUAGACCAAUGUUUACCUAUGGCAACCAAAGAGGACUACGAGUAUAUUGAAGAAGUACCUUCGGCUGUGUAUUCUAUAUUAGAAUUGGAGUCUGUCACCGACUUAAGAAGCGUGCUAGAAAGGUUUAUUUUUCUACAGUCGUUGCUUCUGUGUGAUAAUCCUUCUUCGUCUGUGACAUUACUCAUGCGUGCUAGUUGUUUUGAUUUUGAGAGACUACGUGACUUGGAAGAGCAAACGUAUCAAGUUUGGGUAAGCAGAUUGAGAAGAACAAGAGAUCUUGAAAAACUUCAUUUGAAGAGGGAUAAAAGAGCACUGCUACUUUCAAAAUGGAGAUUGGGUACAAAAAAGAGAGAGUUGCGUGACCGAGUCACUGCGCACCACUACAACGAGAAGCUUCAAUUGAUGACUAUAAGGAAAUUAAAAGUUGCCUUACGGAGCACGAGAGAGUUGGAGUUGAAGGCAAGGCAGUUGAGUAUGAAUCGUUAUCUCAGCAAAUGGUUUCAUAAAUUUCAUCUGAUAGAGGAAAACUCUGCAAAUGCCGAGGCACAUUAUGCAAAAAAUCUAGCAAGAAAAGCUAUAAAUGGGUGGGGCGAGAACACCAACCACGCUCUAGUUAAAGACUUCGAUUUAGAGGGCAUGUGCAACGAUUUUAUUGAGUCAUGUCGUCAGUCACUACUGAGACGAAUCUUUGCCUCUUGGUAUGGAAGAUUGGGCGUUGAGCGUGGGAUGAUUGAUUUGUUUUCCAAGUUGGACAAGUUCCAAGCGACAAGGAAUCAAUUUGUGGUUGAAAUUUGGUUUCGAAAGUGGCAGCAAUCUAUACAAGUCCUUUUCAACCUCAAAAACUUUAAGUACAUACUGGACCGCCGUGUGGUUCGCAUUGUAUUUAACAGUUGGCGAUGUAGCUUGCAACUAGAUGAUCGGGCGCAACGCAUAAUCCAUGAUCGUAACAUUGCAAAGAUGAUGGACAUUUUCCUGAAGUGGAAAUUGAACUCAAAUCGAGCCCAAGAAAGUCGACCAUUUCGCGAUCAAAAACUCAUACAGCGCUACUUUAAGAUAUGGAGAUUGAAAAGGAAAGCAAAUAUUUUCACUGCCUCGCGUCAUAUGCAUACAUUGAGUGAUGCUUUGCGGAAUUUGAGGAUCCAGUCUAUAGAGAGGCACUUUCGCAACGAAACAAACAGAAGGUUGGUGGUUUUGAUAUAUUUCCACUGGAAGGAGAAAUUUAAAGCAUCUGUAAUGCAAGAUGUUAAAUCGAUCGCUUUUAAUGACCAACUUUUGAGAAAGUUUGUUUUAAGCACCUGGAAGUAUUCGUUGGGUACCAUUGAUAGAAUGGAGCUUCAAGCUAAAAGUUUAGCUACGAGAAAGUUUCUUACCAAAUGGAGGAACCGUUAUUAUAACUGGAAGCAAGAGGUUGAAAAUGUCAGAGUUUUUAACAGGGCUGCUCUCAAACAUGCCAUGUCCAUUUGGAAAGAUAAAUAUGAUGAUGCAUUAGAGGGCAGGCUAGCUACUCGCAUACAGUAUAUGACAGAUUACUCAAACUUGCUAUUAAAGCUGAGCUAUUUCACCGACUGGAGAGAACAAUUUAUAUACCAAAUGGAGUUGCAAAGUGUCGCUUUUUCGUUCACACCAGGCCAGGCAACGUUUUUAUCCCACUGGAUGCGGCGAACUGAGGAGGUGCAGGAGUUGAACGAACGUGUUUCUAUUUACGAGGAAGGUUUGGCUCAACGAUUCCUUUCUCGAUGGUGGUCGCGAUAUGAGCAGAUUGAAACCAUGAAUGAACAAGGAGAGAACCAACUUGCUGAGCAAAAUUUUGCAACUUUGAGAGAAAUUACACGCGAGUGGAUUUUCAAGUUUAACAAAAACAUAAAACGGCAUUAUCAGUUAUCAAAGACUUUUCAAGAACGCGUUGACAAGCGAUUAGUUAGAAAUGUGAUGCACUUGUGGUUGCAAAAGCGUAGAUACCGUCUAGAAGAAGAAUAUGGAGAAGAAGGAGAAGAGGAGGAGUUUGCAAAUGAAACCUAUGUCAGCAAUUCUUCGCCCCUUGCAAGCAGAACCCACCAGCAGAGACAGCAAAAAGAAAAAGAAGAACGCGCCGUGCCUACACCCUGGAAACAGUUUUCACCAAGCAAAAUAUCCACGCCACGCUCAAAAGUCCCCAGUCCUUCGAAAUUACAGGAAACGUCACAGCGAAUGCGGGAGCAACAAAUUUCUCAACUUCGAGAAAGAUUUAGCAGGGCAAAGCUAUCACCACGCCAUAAAUUGAGCAGACCCAUUUCCCCAGUUAAGCUAAACUAUAAUGUGGAUCUAUCGCCACCAAAGAGUGAAAAAUUUUCUGAUCUUGGCCACGAAUCCCUUAGUCCAAAUACAUCCAAUUCAUCUAGCCCAACAGGAAUUCAGUCGCAGUUGAAUUAUGUGAAUGGAUCAUCAUCAAUUAUAUCCACAGCCAAGAGGAUGGGGCGAAUUAAACCAAUAGCAUUUCCUACAGGAGAGGAAAAUGAUGUCCGGCUUUCACCGGCAAGCAAGGUGAAGAGAGAAUCUAGAAUUUUAAUAGAAUGA
Messenger RNA from Lodderomyces margitis, 3531 nucleotides. It is a transcript of the gene SFI1, whose product is annotated as Sfi1p. The coding region runs from base 1 to 3531 and encodes 1176 amino acids. The transcript has a single exon. The record is from RefSeq and is a predicted model, not a curated record. NCBI's taxonomy places the organism in Eukaryota, Fungi, Ascomycota, Pichiomycetes, Serinales, Debaryomycetaceae.